This is a messenger RNA of Phyllostomus discolor (pale spear-nosed bat), 954 nucleotides long. RefSeq names its product growth hormone releasing hormone (gene GHRH). Gene Ontology annotation, biological process: positive regulation of growth hormone secretion; positive regulation of cell population proliferation; adenylate cyclase-activating G protein-coupled receptor signaling pathway. The record is from RefSeq and is a predicted model, not a curated record. Gene Ontology annotation, molecular function: growth hormone-releasing hormone activity; peptide hormone receptor binding; growth hormone-releasing hormone receptor binding. Gene Ontology annotation, cellular component: terminal bouton; perikaryon. Bases 266 to 589 code for a protein of 107 amino acids. Lineage: Eukaryota; Metazoa; Chordata; Mammalia; Chiroptera; Phyllostomidae. The transcript is spliced from 5 exons.
UUGUGAGUAAUUGACUCUCUGACGCUGACACACUUAGGGAAAUGAAGGUAUAAAUGAUGGCAGCGCCGCGCAGCCACGGACGCAAACGCGAGCCUGAGGUCCGUGGGGCUGGAGCGGCGCCGCGUAGCAGAGGGAGACCUGCCACAUCGCAGGCGAGAGGGGGCAGGAGAGGUGUUGACCUUCUCGCCGACUCGGAAACACCGAGUCAGAGAGGCCCACUGCCAUCCUCUUCACCCGGGGACCGGUGCCACCACGAGAGUGCAGAAUGCCACUCUGGGUGUUCUUCCUCAUGAUCCUAACCUUCAGCAGUGGCUCCCACUGCUCCUCGCCCUCCCCGACCCUCAGGAUGCCACGGUAUGCCCAAAAGGUUUUCGCUGACAGCUUGCGGGAGAUUCUGAACCAGCUGUUUGCCUACAAACGUCUCCAGAACGUCUCGAGCAGGCAGCAGGGAAAGAGAAACCAGGAGCAGGGAGCAAAGGCAUGGCUUGACCGUCAGAGGGACAGCAUGUGGGAAGACCAAAAGCAGUUGGCACUGGAGAGCAUCCUGGUGGCCCUGCCGAGGAAGCACAGCAGGAAUUCCCGAGGAUGAAGAGUCUGCCGUGUCUGAUGCUGCCCGCAGCCAAAACGCAACUGCAGCCACUUAAUCCUGUUUAAUUUUUGACCUACUUUCUCCUUUGUAAAUACAAUAAAAUUCCCCCAUCCCGGCCUGCAGUUCAGUUUCCUUUUAUCUUCCGCCUAAUUUUUUACAUGGUUGACAUAGUUACAUUUCCCAAAGUGGUGUUACACGGCAUAAAAAAAAAAUAGCUAACAUUUAUUGGGCACUCAGAGUACCGGCUGGGCAGCUUCAUGCCUGGAAUCUCACAUACUCCUCACACAGCCCAACGGGAGGAACCGGCGUCCUUCUCAUUUCACAGACAAGGAACCGAGGUACAGAAAGGUUACCUGGAUUGCCAC